Labrus bergylta (ballan wrasse) is the source of this 2931-nucleotide messenger RNA. It is a transcript of the gene fam163ab, whose product is annotated as family with sequence similarity 163 member Ab. NCBI's taxonomy places the organism in Eukaryota, Metazoa, Chordata, Actinopteri, Labriformes, Labridae. The record is from RefSeq and is a predicted model, not a curated record.
UGCAGCCGAGGAGGAGAGGAGGAGGGAGAGUGAUGUGGGCGGCUCCUCUCCUCUUCCACCUCCUCCUCCCAGUCUGCUCAGCAGCGAACUCUGUCAUUCCUCCUGCUCGUUUCUCACUUGUUGGAUGUAUCAGUAUUGGUUAUUGGGUCCCCGAUCUUCACGGUGGUUGUUUGCUCUCUUGGAGACCUGAGAAGACCGCCGCUGUGUGUGUGAAGGUGAAAGCGUCUUUACCGGCUUCACGCGCGUAAAAGGCGCUGAACCUGAAUCUUCGUCCUGCUCGUCCUUACCUGUUUGUUUGCGUUUCCUCGACUGUACUGCGUUUUUGCCGUGUCUGUUUCCGCUGCCGUCCCUCUGACCUCUAGUCUUCGGGUCCCACCGCGGGGGUUAUUUGGUUUUUCCUGCCAGUGUUGUGCGCUCAGGACUCUCCGGAUCAUCCUUGGAGAAGUUCCGUCGCAGUCCGUCCCAUGCACCUCCUCUGCUCAUCUUCCUUCCUCCUGCUGCGUUAAGGAUGCUCGUGGCUUUUCACGGUCAAAAUCCACAGGAUUAGCCUGAGUUGAACAAGCGGACCAUGUAACCAGAUCAGAUGUUCAUGCAGUUUGGCUAUCCAGCAGUGUGACCUCUGACUUGAAUGGUCUUCAACCUUACAAACUUUAAACACUCCUCUUAUGUUUUAAGCAACUUGUCUGAACAGUUUGAUGGAGAGCUGGUCGGAUGACAGCUGGAACUGUUGUCAUAACCGGAGGAAUACUGGCCACUGUGAUACUACUGUGUAUCAUCGCUGUGCUCUGUUACUGUAGACUCCAGUACUACUGCUGCAAAAAGAAUGGGUCUGACAGCGCCUCCAUCUCUCAGCAACACUUUGCCUGCAACGCCUGCAGUGUCUCCGGCCUGGACGGGCCGAUCAUCACCCCGCUGUCCAUGUCUCCACCAGAGCUUCCUGUCUCCACCUCAGACCUCAACAAGCCCACAGGAGGGCGAGGCCCUUACUGUCCCACCUGCUCCCCUUAUGACUCACCCUUCUACAUCCGGGCUAGUGAUGAGAUGCGUAACGGAGGCGAGCGGAUCACCUACAUGCCCACACAUUAUGACAACCAGGCGCUGGCGAUGCCGCUGCCUGCCGUCCGAGGCACCCUGCUGAGGGAUACCCACAGAGGAAGACCUCCUGAUUUCUACACCAACACCCGAGCCAUCACCACAGAGGUGUAAACUCCCCACACCGCCCUUACACACAGAGACACUCAUUUUUUCACUUACACAAAAAUACUUUGGAAACCUACUGCAUCAGCGAGUGAGGAUGAGCUGAGUGAAGAAAGAUGUUAGUAGAGGUAACAUUAACAAAUCAAUGGAAGGUUUUAGUGGAUUUCAAUGAUCAUUUGCUGUGAAACUGGAAAUUCAAGAGUGUGACAAACAGGGAUCACUUAUAAACCUAUAGGUCUUCACUUUAUACCCUUAAAAUCUCAAGUUUUGUUCACUAAGAUAGUAAUUCUGUAAUAGAGGGUAGAUAAAAUUGUAGGAAAUGUUGUUAUAUGCCCAUUAUAAAGAGUAAGUUUUUAAAAUUGUAAACAAUCGGUUGACUGUUACUGAGUCUUAACUGACUGAGGGCUAUCUUAGAUCAUUGAUGAUUCUCUCUGGCUACACAUGUUCCUAAAAACCAAUAGAAAGACAAGAAAAAAAAAGAGUGUGAUGAGUUAUGUCUUAUAUAUGAAGCAAGGGGAAAAAAGUAGAAGGCAGAAAAAAGAAUGAAAAGUCAACAUCUACUGUGCAGUUUCCUGGACCUCUGGAGGCAAGUUUUAGUUUGGAGGAGGAGGAUGGACGACAUGAGUUUUGUCUAUGCAACAAAAACUAUUAACUGUAAGCAGCUUUUGUCUCACUGUGUAGCUUUUAUACUCCUUUGAGAUAUAAUGACAGAGGUUGCCAGAUCCAAUGCUGAACCUCCACUUUAUCCAUCAAGGUGUAUAACCUAUAACCUGGGGAAAGAAACAGGGCACCGGAGCCCUUGAAUGCAACUUUGGUAUUCUAAAGUGAACCGAGUGAACUUCUAUUUGACAUUGAUGCAAAAAGUUUGAUGUGUAAAUAAUAACCAGACAGAAAUGACUCCCAUCUUGUCUUUCAUGAAAAGUGAUGUACCCUGGGAUGUGAACCUCGGAGUGUGACUUUGUGUUACUUUAUCUUCACACUUCUCCUAUACUCCUGUGCUACUCACAUGUUGAAUCUUUGAAAUGCAAAUAAUCAUGAUAUUUAAUUUGAUUUUUUUUAGAAGUAACUACACAUUUAUGUGAUUAAAUAAUGUGAUUAAAGUGUUUCACAGAGCCCUUUUUCUACAUGACACUUACGCAGCAUUGCUUGCCAUAAACAAUAAUAUUCUGUGAUAUUUGUCUUCAUAUUUCUGUGUGCAGCUGGAUUGCAAGAGACCUUAAACAAAGUGAUGUGGUUUGAUUAUGUUGCAAUAUGUUCUUCGUGACGGGCUUAUUGUUAUCAUUCAGGCAACAAAACUUAUCAAUCUCUUGCAGGGCAAACAUCAUAAUUAACAUUCAGUGAUCAGCAGCUACACCUUUGAUUUCUCAAUUACUUUUCUAUUAAGGUUGAGUAAAUGUCAACUGCAGCGCCGUUACACUGUACAUCCUGAAACAUCAAACCAUAUAUCACAAUAUCGAUGACUUCUAAAUGAAUUAUUUUAAAAUUGUUGGAAAUGUACAAAAGACUGGCCUAAUGAGGAUGACAGGUUUUAUUUUUUUUUCUUGACAUCUGGCCUGAAAAGUCUCGCUAGGAUCUCAAAAGAGAAUUCAGAGAAUUAAAACCAGUCUUUUCUUCAUGUCAUUGUCCACCACCAUAAACAAUGAUUCAUUGUCAUCAUUCAUGUAUUGUAUUAACUAUAUAUUUUAUUACUUGCUUAACUAUUAUUCUUUGAAAAUAAGAAAAAAAUCUGACAAA